Pollicipes pollicipes is the source of this 7001-nucleotide messenger RNA. RefSeq lists its product as uncharacterized. The record is from RefSeq and is a predicted model, not a curated record. Gene Ontology annotation, molecular function: calcium channel activity; protein binding. Gene Ontology annotation, biological process: calcium ion transmembrane transport. Gene Ontology annotation, cellular component: membrane. Lineage: Eukaryota; Metazoa; Arthropoda; Thecostraca; Pollicipedomorpha; Pollicipedidae.
AUGUCGCAGCUGCGCAACGCCGAGCUGCGCCAGCUGCCCGCCUUUCACGACACGCUGACCGUCGACGACGACUGGACCACGCUCAUCGCCAUCGGCGACGCUGGCGUGCUCUACAUGCUGCAGGUCAUGGCCUCGGCGCCCGCCCAGGGCUCCGGCAAGCAGGGCGGUGGAAAGGCCGGCGAGCAAGGCAGUCAGGGCUCCGGCAAGCAGGGCAGUGGAAAGCCGGCGAGCAAGGCAUCCAGCCAGGGUUCGUCAAAGCCGGCCGGCAAGCCCGGUGAGCCGUCGCCGAAGCCGUCCGACAAGUCGGCGGCGCCGUCCGCCGACCAGAAGCGGCUGUCGGACAAGCCGAACGGCUCCGAAAGCCCGCAGCGCAGCCCACGCAACGCCAAGCGCAGUCCGCCGCACGCCGUCUCCCUCGACACGGCCGGCGACGAGCGCAAGGCGGCCAGGAAGGCGCGCAAAGGCGACGAGAAGGAAGACCAGGCAGGCCAGCGCGUACGCGCUCUGGCCCGCCGCACGCUCGCGCUCUGCCAGCGCUCCGACUGGGUGGCCGUCGAGCAGAGCCUGAAGAGCGUGGAGCGAGCCGGCCAGGAGGCCGGCGUGGCCGAGCCGCUGCAGGACGUUGUCGAUGAGAAUGGCUACACUCCCCUUAUGUACGCAGCGAAGGACAACCGGGUAAUUGUGGUGGACAAGCUGGUCGAGCUGGGAUGCAACGUGAACCACAUGAGCGAGGAGGGCUUCUCGGUCCUGCAUCUGGCCGUGCUGCACGCUCGCGAGGACAUGGUGAAGACGCUGCUGAAUAGGAGGGCGGACGUCAACGCCCUGACCGGGCCGAAGAAGAUGACCUGCGUCCACCUGGUGUGCACGCGCACAGCAGGCCUGGCCGUCAACAUCCUGCGGCUCCUGCUGCAGACGACCAACAAGGACGUGCGCCUCAUCAAGGACGUGGACGGCAACAUUCCGCUGUUCCUGGCCAUCGAGGCCGGCUCACAGCACCUGUGUCGGGAGCUGCUCAACUACCAGCCGGAGCUGCAGGUCAAGGUGCGCAAGAGCACCAAGGACACGGUGCUGCACCUGGCCGUGCGUCGUCGGGACAUCGACCUAGCGCGUCUGUUCGUCGACUACGGGGUGCAGGUGGACGCCCAGAACAAAGACGGCCAGACAGCGCUGCACAUUGCCGGGGCCGAGGGCGAUGACGUCAUGGUGAAGUUCUUCUACAGCAUCCAUGCCAACCCGAACAUCGCCGACAACCAGGAUCGGACCCCGCUGCACAUCGCUGCCGAGCGGGGUCACGCGCUAGUGGUUGAAAUCCUGGCGGACAAGUUCAAAGCUUCGGUUAUGGAUCGGACCAAAGAUGGCAGCACGUUAAUGCACAUUGCCUCGCUGAACGGCCAUCCGGAGGCGGUGAUGGCGUUCCUACGAAAAGGCGUUCCUCUGCAUAUGCCCAACAAGGCGGGAGCUCGGGCCAUCCACACGGCCGCCCUCACCGGCCACGUCGGAGUCAUCAACGCCCUGAUUCAAAAGGGCGAAAGUGUCGACGCCGCCACCAGGGACAACUACACCGCUCUUCACCUGGCCGUGCAGGCGGGCAAGGCAGCCGUCGUGGAGACCCUGCUGGGUCACGGCGCCCAGGUGGAGAUCAGGGGAGGCGCUCUGCGGGAGACGCCGCUGCACAUAGCGGCGCGCGUGCAGGACGGCGACAAGUGCGCUGAGAUGCUGCUCAAGUCGGGAGCCAGCGUGCAGCUCACCAUGGAGAACGGCCAGACGCCGCUGCACGUGGCGGCCCAGUGCGGCCAUCUGAAGACGUGCCAGCUGCUGCUGCAGGACGGCGCCGACCCCAUGACCCAGUCCAACAACGGCGAGAACCCGCUGCAUCUGGCCUGUCAGAACAGCAACUACCAGGUGAUUAGUCUGCUGCGCGACUGCGUGUGCAAGCUGGCCAGCUCGGAAGAGGAGGGCGCCGCCCGGCUGAAGAAGCUGCUCAACAUCCGCAACUCCGAGGGCGAGACGGCCGUCCACUACGCCGGCCGCGUGACCAAGGACAAGCUGCACUACCCGCAGGAGGACCGCGACAUCGUCAAGCUGCUCUGCGAGAACGGCGGCUCGCUCGACCUGCUCACCACCAAGGCUAAAGAAACGCCGUUUCACUACGUGGCCCGCCACGGAAACAACGCAGUCCUAGAGCAGAUGCUGGUUCAUCUAAAAAACCAGGCGCCAAACGUGCAGAUCGUGCUGAACCGCCAGAACAACGGCGGCGCGUCAUGUCUGAUGGUGGCCGCCCAGCAGGGUCACCAGGAGGUCACCAAAACGCUGCUCGCUCACAACGUCAGGGUGGACGUGUUCGACAGCGAGGGCAAGGCGGCGCUGCACCUGGCCGCCGAGCAGGGUCACCUAGACGUGUGUAACGACCUGCUGGCGCACAAAGCGUUCGUCAACUCGCGCUCCAAGAUCGGUCUGACGGCGCUGCACCUGGCCGCCACGCGCGGCUACACGGACCUGGUGAAGGCGCUCAUCCAGAAACAUAACGCUGCAGUCGACGUUAACACACUGACGAAGCAGACGCCGCUGCACCUGGCGGCGGAGGCGGGUCAGAUCGAGGUGUGCAGCGCGCUGAUCCAGAUCCGCAGCGACGCCAAGGCCACCAACGACAGCGGCCAGAAGCCGAUCCAUCUUGCGGCGCAGAACAACCACUCGGAGGUGGUCAAGCUCUUCCUCAAGCACUUCCCCGAGCUGGUCACCACCGCCGACAGGGACGGCAACACCUGCGCCCACAUCGCAGCGAUGAAGGGCUCGGUGGACGUCAUCAAGGAGCUGAUGAAGUUCAACAAGCAGAUGGUGACGUCGUGCCACAACAAGACGUCCGAGUCGACGCCGCUUCAUAUGGCGGCAGAGGGCGGCCACCCGGAGGUGGUGCAGGUGCUGAUCGAGGCCGGCGCCAGCCCCACUGAGGAGACCAGGUACGGCUUCACGCCGGUGCAUCUGGCGGCGCGCGCCGGUCACAACGGCGUGCUCACGCAGCUGCGCGCCCUGCACGCCUCCAUGCGCAUCACCAGCCGCAAGAACGGCCUCAGCGCGCUGCACGUGGCCGCCUUCUACGGAGAGGCCGACAUCGUGCGCGAGCUGCUGCAGCACGUGCCGGCCACGCUGAAGUCGGAGACGCCGACGGCGGCCACCUCGUCGUUCAUCCGCGAGCUGGGCUCGGAGUCGGGCCUGACGCCGCUCCACAUGUCCGCCUACAGCGGCAAGGAGAACAUCGUCCGCCUGCUGAUGAACUCGCCCGGCGUCCAGGUGGACGCCACCACCAACCUCAACGCGUACAUCCCGCUACACCUGGCGUGCGUGGGCGGCCACACGGCUGUGGCCGGACUGCUGCUCAGCCGGUCCACGGACCAGCUGCACUGCAAGGACCGACGAGGUCGCACCGGGCUGCACAUCGCCUCGAUGAACGGCCAUCUGGCCAUGGUCUCCCAGCUGCUCGGGCAGGGUGCCGACAUCAACGCUGCCGACCGGGACGGCCUGACGGCGCUCCACUACAGCAGCAAGAACGGCCACCUGGACGUGGUGAAGCAGCUGAUCGAGAGCGGCGCCUCGCCCAAGUUUGAGACCGCCAACGCCAAGACGGCAAUCUGCUUCGCCGUCGGCAACGAGCACUUUGACGUCAUCGAGUACCUACUGCGCAAGGACCACGACUCGUACUCGCUGCUCAGCGACAAGAAGUUUGUGAGUGACCUGACCAUGGUGAGUAAGAAGUACGGUAACAAACCGCUGCAAGACUUCAUCCUGCUCUCACCGGCGCCGGUCGACGUGGCCUCCAAGCUCUCCUACAUCCUCUAUCACCUGUCCGUGAAGGAGAAGGAGAAGACGAAGGACCUGCUGGCGGCCUCGCACUACUGCGAGGUCAUGGCUACUGAGAUCCUGUCGCUGGCGGCCGGCUCCAAGUCGGCCGGCAUCCUGCUGCGGGCACUCGACUACCAGCAGAACGAGUUCCUCGACAUCCUGAUCGAGCUGGAGCAGAAGGAGGUGAUCGCUCACCCAGCCGUGCAGCGUUACCUGACGGAGGUGUGGCGCGGACACCUGGACUGGCCCACCUGGAAGACGGUCGGCCUGUUCUUUGCCUUCCUCAUAUGCCCGCCCGUCUGGAUGUUCUUCUCCCUCCCCAUCGGCCACAAGUACUGCAAAGUUCCCGUCAUCAAGUUCGCCUCCCGCCUCGCUUCCCACAUCUUCUUCAUCGUGCUGCUGAUCCUGACGGUGGUGACGCCGCUGUGGCCCAUCUGGCGGAGCACGUCGCUCAUGCCGCACGUGCCCGAGUGGAUGGUGUUCACCUGGCUGUCGGGCAUGCUGCUGUCGGAGCUGACGAAUCCGGGCGACCGCGGCGGCCUCGGCAUGCUGCGCAUAGUCAGCAUGGUGGCCGGGGGCCUGGCGCUUGGUGUGCAUCUCAUCGGGUUCGCCUUCAGUACCGACUACGAGCGGCAGGACGUGCUGUACAUCCGGAACCAGCUGCUGGCGGUGGCGAUGCUAUUCGCCUGCGUGCAGCUGCUGGACUUCCUGACGUUUCACCACCUGUUCGGCCCGUGGACGGUCAUCAUCAGAGCGCUCAUGGUCGAUCUCGGGAGGUUUCUGGUGAUCAUGUCCAUAUUCGUGCUGGGCUUCACCCUGCACGUGGCCGCGAUAUAUCAGCCGGUGCGGCCGAUGUUCACCAAUGGAACGGACUCCGGACUCGGCUAUCCACCAAACGAGGCGCCGGUGCAGACUCCGCUACAGACGCUGGAGAUGAUGUUCUUCUCCAUCUUCGGCCUGGUGGACACGUACGACUACCUACCACCGCUGAACUCGCACCCGGCCUGGUCGCAGACCCUCAUCAAGUUCGUCUUCGGCUCCUACAUGAUCGUGGCCGUGGUUGUGCUCAUCAACCUGCUGAUUGCUAUGAUGUCCGACACGUACCAGCGGAUACAGUCGAAAUCCGACACCGAGUGGAAAUUCGGCCUGGCCAAGCUGAUCCGAAACACGAACCGCACCUCCUCGGCGCCCGCUCCCCUCAACCUCAUGACCAAGCUGGUUGUCUACGUGCACGCCUUCAUCAAGUUCAAAGGCCGUCUGUGUGACCCGCGCGCGCUCGAGUAUAUGAAAACAGAACGGCUGCCGAAGGACGAGAAGAAGCUGGACAUGACCACCAACGUCGGCGGCAACUGGAUGGGCAAGAUGCGAAAGAAGUCGGUCGGUCCCGGUCUCGCGCUGCCCAUGGCCGUCCACGGCGUCCGGCGGUCCACCGGCGAUUUCGCCAUAGAUAUGAACCACUCGAACCUGAGCGUCCAGCCAUCCAGCGCGUCCGUCAUCUCGGGGCCGCGCCGCCUGGAGAACGUCAUUGACUGGCCCAAGGUGGUGGAGAAGUACCUGGCCAACACGGGUCAGAACACUUCCCUGCACAAGGGUGGCGGCCUCAUGGACAACGACAGUGCUGAGGCCGAGCCGGCGGAGAACGGCCACGUCUGAGGUCAAGCUUAGGGCCAGGUCAGGGUCGCACACUGGGGCAAGGCCAUUCAAUGGGUCAAGAUCGCUUCGCUGAUUCGACGUCGCCAUCGAGUCCAGGCUGAUGCGUGAUGCGGAGCCGGGCCGACGCGGCACCGGCCACAGGUCUCAGUGAACGCGGACGGCCUCGUCAGGUGGAGGACGCCGUUGACGCCCGCUCGCCGGCACCUGAGCGUGACUCGAACGAGGCCUUCGGCGUCCCUGACAGCGUGUACAGGACAUGGUGCGCGUUGUCGCCCGUCAGGCGUGUCGUUAUUGCCUGAGCUGUGUGAUGUCUGAUGUUCAGCCGCGCAUUCUGUGCGGACCUGUGGCAAGACUGGGUUUGAUGGCUAUAUUUUUUGCCUGAUGAUGUCAGUUGCAGCGUUUGUCGGAAACCGCGGGCGGAUUUUUCGACAGCACGUGGGUGUAACGGAGGCCUUAAGUGCCACCCUAGCGACAUCGUCAUUUGCUGCGUCCCCCCGCUCUGAUUCUCCUACGGUGUUCAUGUUGGAAAGGAGAGAGGUAUGACAAACGGGCCUUCGCAAGAGACCGCUUACCUUGAGCAACAUGUAGAGCGGAAGCCGCCGGAGAAAUGAAACUAUUUUAACUGCACGCAGCGUGCAUUUGUCUUGAUCUAGCUCCUGGUAGCAGGUCAGAGGCGUGAAAUUAUUGUACAUUUUGUAUCAUGCCUGGCUGGUUAGCUCCUUUGGGCAAUGUGUUCGAAAGCACUCUAAGUACGCGACAUUACCAUCAGAAAUUCGUCCUUUGGUAAAUUAACUUGUGCUCUUAACCAUGGAAAGCGCCACUUGGAAAUGCCUCCGAUUGCAAAAAGCUACACAACGGUUAUGGCUUGUGUUUAAAAUUAGCUUAGUCGUCAUUUAGCAUUCCACCUAAUGUACUGUUGCAAACUAGGCAUGUCCAUGUGCAUGCAAUCCUCCAGCUCCGUAGACUAAAAACGACAUAGGCUCAGGCAUGUGGAAUGUGUAUUUUAUACUCACUGUACGGUUCCAACAAUAUUUGCAUGCUGCUAGGUGUACGACAUGAACGGAGCCACCAUAUUAGAUUACGUACAAGCUACCAUGACUGCCGCACAGAGAUGUGACAGUCAAUGGACAGCGAUAGUGUAGCGCAUUUUGCAACGUCUAGCUCUUUGUCUUUGUACAUAUGGACCUGCUGAGCAUUGACUUCAGUAUUUUUAUGCUGCUAUUUUGUUUGUAUAUAUUUUGAUCACGCUGUGUACAAGCGGUUACAGAGGAUGCAACAUUUGCGGCUAUUCAUGAACUGUGAAUUUUUUCUCGACCAUUUCAGGCACUUGUUCCUACAACGCAUGUGCGGUACAUCAGUGACAGUAAUUACGGUCUCGAUAAGCGCUGGUCAUAUCGAUGUUAUCUAGUCCUUAGGGUAACAGCGUGUUUAGAGAUCAUCAGAUGGGAGACGAAGGUAUCGAAUAUGUCAAGACCUGAAUGGCUCUGGACUGUUUUGAUGUAAAUAAACUU